AUAAAGCCGAACCUCGAGAUGCUGCAGCCAGGGGCCGUUCUACUGGUCCUAAUUCUGCCCCUCAUAAGCGGGGACGUGAGCCACCUGUCCAAGGAUUACAUACCGCCCAGGGCGAAACAAGAUGCUCCAGCCACACCGUCCAAUGAUGGCCAGGAGGUUCAAAAGGAUCCAUCUGGAUUCUAUCCCUCGAAUGGAUUGCCCCUGCCGCCGGGCUAUGCCAUUCCCACGGGCAGUAAUGUUCCUCCGCCGCCUGUCCAGCCGCCGAACUUUCCCCUGCCCAUCUACCCACCGUUCUUUGGAUUCGGCGGAGGUCCUGGCGAGCCGGGAGUGGGUCCAGGCAUUGGUCCGGUGCCCUCGGCCUAUCCCAAUGGCGGAGCCUUCCCAGUGGGCUCACCAAAUGCUGCCUACCACGUGCCUCCGGGUGGAGUUUAUCCCAAUGGCGGAGCUGCAUUCGGUCCUCAGGGGCCUGGUUUUCCCCCACAAGGAGCUGGUUUUCCCCCACAGGGAGCAGGAUUUGGUCCACAGCCAGUAGGCUUCCAGCCGCAGGGAGGUUUUCCCCCACAAGGACCUCCGUUCGCACCACAGCCAGGACCCUUUGGACCCCAGGGAGCUCCCUUCGGAAACGCUUUCCCCGGAGCUGGCUUCCCACCACCGCAGGAAGGACCGUUCCCACCGCAGGGAGGACCCUUCCCACCGCCAGGUGGCCCGUAUCCACCCGAAUUCCUGACCAACCAGGGUCUGCCCCUGACCAAUCCCCAAGGUCCGUUCCAGGGACUCAAUCCCACUGGGUUCAAUGUGCCCGCGGGCUUCGGCGGACCUGUGCCCGGCCAGAAUCCAUAUCAGCAGUUCGGGCCCGGAUUCGGAGGACCUGCUCCGCCCGGCUACUCCGAUGAGGCGGCAAAGGAGCAGCCCAAGGAGGGCGAGAGGAAGGUGGUGGCGCCGCCGCUGGCCGAUGAUCCCAAGAACGGGGCGGACACCGUCUACGCCACCAAUGGCGGCUAUGUCUACCAGAGGGCCAAGUAA
Drosophila biarmipes is the source of this 1023-nucleotide messenger RNA. RefSeq names its product basic proline-rich protein. Lineage: Eukaryota; Metazoa; Arthropoda; Insecta; Diptera; Drosophilidae. The transcript has a single exon. The coding region runs from base 19 to 1023 and encodes 334 amino acids. The record is from RefSeq and is a predicted model, not a curated record.